Molecule: messenger RNA, 2965 nt
Organism: Artibeus jamaicensis (Jamaican fruit-eating bat)
Lineage: Eukaryota; Metazoa; Chordata; Mammalia; Chiroptera; Phyllostomidae
Gene: HSBP1L1
Product: heat shock factor binding protein 1 like 1
Exons: 5
Coding region: 1722-2111 (129 amino acids)
Biological process (GO): cellular heat acclimation
Cellular component (GO): cytosol; nucleus
Molecular function (GO): transcription corepressor activity
Source: RefSeq, a predicted model, not a curated record
GCCCAGGGCCCCCAGGAUCCGAUGAGCGAGGAGCCCCUCAGCGCUCCCCUCGACCGCGGCAGACCCUAAUUACCCCCAAACGGAAGGCCUGGUGGUGAGAGGUGGCCCCGGGGGCACAGGGCCCGCAUCUGGGUCACGCCGCCGGUCCUGUCUCCCUGGCACGUGUGGGCAAAUUGGUGGCCAGCCCACGGCCACCUGCUGCUCUGGGUCUAUCGGGGGUGUGUGGAGACGGUCCGCAAGGGGGAGGGAGAGGGAAUCAGGGGCCCCGGAAUUCUGAGCCUAGAGCUCGAAGGGUGAGCUGGGGCGCUGUACUCUGAGAACAUACAUUGUAGUAAAAUGUACAGAAAGCCGACUGACCUUCUCGCCCACGCUGGAGGGCCAGGAGCGGAGCAUUCAGUGCACCCAUGAGGUUGUGCGGCACCACCACCGUCCUCUCGCCCCUGCCCGGCACCCACCAUCUGCUUUUGUCAUGAGUUUGAUGUUCGAGGUAGUCCACGUGACUGGAAUCACCCAGUACCAACCCCGGCACAAUCCGGUCGAAGUGCCAGUCAGAACUUUCUUUUGCGGCUGAGCGAUGCCCCAUCGCAGGGACAGACCAGGUUCUGUUGAUUCACCUACUGGAUUCUCGGCCGUCUCCUUCCCCUUUUGAUAUUGUUAGUAGCGUUGCCGUGGACGCUCGUGUGCACCUUUUUGUGCAGAAAGAGGUCAUCACGUAAAGGUGGAAUCGAGGUUUCAGGGACGGGCAGCCUGUUCCCACACUGGCCGCGCCAUUUCCAUUCCCACAGCAGUUGUGAGGCCCGGGAUGGGCCACCUCCCAUUAGCACCUGUUAUUGUCUGUGUUUGACUGUAGCCGUCGUGGCUGUGACCUGCAACCUCAGGGAGGUUCUGAUUUGCAUCCUGCUGAUUACUAAUGAUCUCGGGCAGCUCUGCUUGUGCGGUUGCGUUUCACAUCUAGUAGCCUGGGUGCCUGGGGCUGCAGCUCAGCUGGGCCCCUGGGGUGACUCAGGCUGACCCAGCCCUGCCCCACAGAGCUUCCAGGGUAAAGAGUUGCAAAACAGAGUGCCACCCAUGAAGGGACUCAGGAGCUGCCACCCAUAAGGGCUGAAAGGGCACCAGAAGGAAGGGCGUGGGGUGAGGAUUUCCUUCCAGAUCUUCAGUGACAUCAGAACCCAAGUGCACAAGUUGCCGGUGUGUCAGGAAUUGGUCGCAGGACGCAGAAUUCUUAGUUUUAUUUUUUAAAAUAUUUUUAGAGAAGGGGAAGAAGGGAGAAGGAGAGACAUCAAUGUGUGGCUGCCUCUUGUGCCCCCUGCCCACCCCCACCAGGGACCUGGCCCGAAACCCAGGUGUGGGAAACCCCGGCUGGGGAUUUUUUCCCACAGCGGCCUCUCGGUGUCCGGGUCGGCGCUCAGCCCACCGAGCCACACAGGGCAGGGCAGGGUUCUUAACUGGGCAGUUGGCCGUAGGUUUGGCAGGCACGCAGAGAGCACGUCUUCUGCAUGGAUGGUGACAGGGCCAGAUCCCCGGACCCCCACGGCCCCCUUGGAGAAGCGACACACUGACCGAAGGGGUGGAACAUAGAUGGAGUGGACAGCGGGCCCAGGGACGAGCUCAGGAGCCCUGCCCUCGGCGGCGGCUGCCGGACCAGAAGGGGACACCGCGACUCUGACCCGCCGGAGCCACCUGGCCCCACCGGCACCGCCAGACCCUCGCCCCCGCUCCACAUGGAUGCACAGGGACCCGAAGACCUUGGGCGCACGCUGCGGGGCGCGGCAGAAAAUCUAUAUCAGGAACUUGAAGAACAUUUUCAAGCUCUGACUGCAACAUUAAAUCUCAAAAUGGAAGAAAUGGGGAGGCGCCUCCAGGACCUGCAGAGCAACGUGGACCAGCUGAUGGUGCAGGCUGGGAUCACAAGCGCUACAGAGAAACAGACGGGAAAGGUGCACGGUCAUCAGAGCCUCCGAGGGGGCCCCGACCCAGCCAACAACCUGGCUGAGCAUCGGGGAUCCUCCCCCAACCAACCUGUCCCAAGAGAACCCGCAGAACCUGCCCGCCUUGGGCCUGCGGGAUCCCCAGCUCACAAACGGUGGUUUUCAGCCACAACGCUGUGCUGACUGGUCACUCGGACGACGAAGCUGAGGCACGCCCUGCACAGCCCACCUGGACCACCCUCGCCAACAAGGGCUCCACGUGUAGAGCAGACACGACACUGCCGCCCACCGGCUUGUGUGGCGACAGCAGCAGGGAGACAUUUGGCACAUGUGACAAUGUCCAAGGGCGGUUUCUUUCUAAUGAAGCCUCCACAACAGAGCUAUUUCUUUACUCAUGAUGUGACUUGACUUUACUGCUAAACGAAUACCAUCAAAUGUACGUGGCAUCUGGACCAGACCCUUAUAGCCCCAGCCGGUGUCCGUUCCCACGGCUUUCUCUGCAGCAAAGCCCGUGAGCUGUGGAAUCGAAUGCAACUAAGGCAGUUAGAGAAACUCUGUUCUUCAGGCCAAUAAUUCACAGGCUAGAGUCUACAACAGAAUGUCUAAGCUGAUAAAAUAACUUGUAAGCAAAGAAAUGAAGUGCAGGUUUCACAAAGAACACUAAAUAGAGUCACUGAUAUCAUAUUUCAAAAGUAAGUUAUUUUAAAAGACAUUUUUCAUCAACAGGUUAUUUAAAGGUACCUUAAAUGUCAGUAAAGAUGUUUUCCAUUGAAUUACACCUCACCUAGGUUUCUGGGCAAAGUUAUUUCAAAAGAGUAGUUUGUUACUGAGGAAAUGCUAAAACUGGAAAUUGUGUUACUUUGGAAACUGUUUAAAAGAUUGCACUGAUUGCCUGGAGACUGUAAGUGACAAGGCUAUGUAGCUGACUUCCUUCUGAAUAAAAGGAUCUGAAGGCACACUGAUCACAUUAAACUUCCAGACCAGCCACUCCGUGAGAGGGCAACCUCAGUGAGGGGGAGGGGGGGAGGGACGCACCU